Messenger RNA from Plutella xylostella (diamondback moth), 6915 nucleotides. RefSeq lists its product as uncharacterized. Lineage: Eukaryota; Metazoa; Arthropoda; Insecta; Lepidoptera; Plutellidae. The record is from RefSeq and is a predicted model, not a curated record.
AACAUGUUUUGUAAUCUAUAAAAUAAAUAAAGCAAUGUAGCCUUUCAAAAAUAAUGUUAAAAAAAUGUUUAUUACAUCUUCACAUAUCAUUUUACCAACUAAAACAAAAUUGAUUUCCUUUUGGUCAUUAGCGUGUAUAUUUUAUACGGGUUUACUCUUUAUUACACUUCUGGCAGUCGUUUAUUUUCAGUUACGAAAGCGUCGCUCCUCUAUCCUCAAGAGCCAGCGUCCCCCGCGCACUCCGUUCUCAGAGCUCGAGUUCAACGUGGCCACGCCCACCGACCCGGGCAAGAGCCGCCGGGUCAGCUUCUCCAGGAGGACUGGCGUUGCAGAAUUUGCCACAAAUGAAGCUACAACGACAUGGAAGAACUUCUAUGAAGAACAGAACAGAUCUCUGGAGACGUCGGGCCAGGAGGCCGGUCAGGCGCCGCGGCCCUCGGUCGGCCAUCUUGGAAACCGCCUCUUCGACCAACAGUUCCAGGAGUUCGAAGCUGAAAUUGACUUUGGUGGCUCUCUCGGAGUUCCACUCUCCAAUAACGCCAAUACUUCCUUCAAUGUAAAUGUGACUGAGCAACUGGCCCUUUUAGAAUGCACGGCAGAUGAUAAAAAACUAACAGCACCUCAAAAUAAUUUCGAUCUCAGCUCCUUCACUGAACACAGUAACAAAGUUUUCAGGAGCGAUCUUACCAAUCCCAUAGUGAAUGAAGUGUCGGAUCGCAUCAAUAUUAAUUUCUCUAAUCUAAACUCUAUAGGUGGUAAGAUGGAUGAUUUGGACGAGAUUGAGAAAGAUUUGGAAUUUUCUAAUGUCGUGGGGCCGUCGUUUGGAGAUCGAAGGAAUGUUUCACAGUACAUAGAAUUUGACUUAAAUGGUACUCAGGGUCCCAUAAGGGACAACAACGAGUCCGAUAUGUCGAUUACUGAUACUAUUCACAGUCCAAAGAAUGAGGUAUCCAAAAGUUCAUUCCAAGAGAUUAGAAAAUCUACAAGUAAAGAUUGGGUUGAACAAGAUAAGGAAAAUAUGAUUUUGAAUCCAUAUGUUACGCCAGCUGAAGAAGAUAAUUUUGCUGUGAAUGUAGAGACUGAGAAAGUACUUGUAUUUGAUGGCAAGAAGGUCAAAUAUGCCGACAUCAAUGCCGACUUGGACGAGCUUGUUGAAACAGACAAGAAACCUAACAAGUCACUUCUGAAUCUACCUGAAAACAAUGUAGAGAAAACAAAAAUUUACGAAGCCCACGACGAUACUGCUGACAUGUCAAUAACGAAGGGCAUUCCUGCUAAUAUAGAAAAUCCUAAACGACGAACUAUUAUCUUCAAUGAUGACGAUCUCCAUGGCGAUAUAUCUAUGACUCAAUGUAUUUCUAAUGUCAUUGUUAAAAGUAAUGCUUCUGUUGUAAAUAAUUGUGAUUCUUCAAGACCUGGAAUCAACGUCGAAACUAAUAAAUCUCUGAAAUCCUACGCUGACGAAUUACUGAAUGAUAUGUCUUACACAAAAGUGGCUCCUGUUUCCAGCAUUGUACAGGACAUCAAUAAAAAAGGAAGCAUUUCGAGUACUAAAAGACAAACGAUAGUAUUUGAUGAAGAUUUUGGAGAUCUUUCAGUCACUCAAUGCGUUUCUAAGAAUUCCGUAACAAAUAAAACUCUGAUAACGUAUGGAAACGAGAACGCUGAUAUGUCAGUGACGCAAGCUAUUCCUGUUCAGAUUAUAGCGACAGUGACUGCGAAUGACCGUGAGCCGAUCAAAGAAGCUAUACAAACGGAUGUUAUUGUCCAUUCGGAAUCGAAAACCCCUAAAGAACCGUUAAUACUUUCGGACUCUAAAUCUUUGAAGCAAAUAUUUCCUAAAGAGAUAAAUAUUGAAGAUAAUCAACCCUUCAAAGAAGAUCCAGGACAAAAUAUAGAAUCAAAAAAAGACGACUCUACUAACCACAUGCUGAGUACAAAAACACCUCAAAUAGACAGUUCAGAAUGGUCAAAGGAAAAAAGAAGAACAAUAGUAUUUGAAGACGGAAAUGACAUAUCUAUGACCCAAGCUAUACCGGCGCAAAUAAUUCAAUCUCUCAGCAACGCAGAUCUUACAAAAUCAGCAAGUGACACAAACAAAAGAAAAACGAUAGUCUUCAACGAUUCCUUGGGCGAUAUUUCACUGACUCAGUCAAUUUCAGCACAAAUAAUUAACAAAGUAACAUCUGAAAGCCAUGUAGACAUAAUGGAGCCAGAAAAUAAUACGAACAAAAGAAAAACUAUAGUUUUUAAUGAUUCUACCGGAGAUAUCUCUAUGACCCAAGCUAUUCCUGCAAAAAUAAUUAAUAUUGUCGAACCAAAAUGCAAUCUUGAUUUGACUGAGGCAGAAAUAAAAACAAACAAAAGAAAAACCAUUGUUUUUGAUGAUUCUAUGGGAGACAUUUCUAUGACGCAAGCUAUUCCAGCUCAAAUUAUCAAUAAUGACGAGUCAGAAAGUCAAAUUGACGGCACAAAGACUGGAAGCCAAACCAAUAAAAGAAAAACACUAGUUUUUGAAGACUCUUUAGGGGAUAUAUCUAUGACACAAGCAAUACCUGCCCAAAUAUUGCGCAAUGGAGAUUCAGAUGAGCAAAGAGACGAAGCAGAUCUUAUUACUGUCAGCAAUGCAACUAAUCAAAAAACUACUAUGUUUGAGUAUACUUCGGGUGAUAUAUCUAUGACCCUAGCCGUACCAACUGAAAUUAUGAAAGAAGAAGCAGAAAGUGACUCCUCUCAGCCGAAAGUUAAAGACACUAAUAAACAUAAAACAAUUGUUUAUGAUGAUGACACGAGUGAUAUAUCUAUGAAUCGAUCUGUUCCCACAAACAUAAUAUCCAAAUUUCAAACCGAAAUAAACCAAACACUAAAAAAAGAGAAUGAAAUUGAAAAUAACGCAAAUAAUGUACGUAAAACAAUAGUUUUCGCUGAUAAAAUGGGUGAUAUAUGUAUGACUGUAGCGAUUCCUUCUGAGAUGAUGGAAUCUGAAAAUGUGGACACUAUACCGAAAGAAAUAGAUCCUGAUUCGCAGAAACGUAAGAGCAAUGUCCCAACUAGCAUGAAUCAAAGUGUGAUCGUUUGUCACACCAUGUCAGCUCCGUACAGCGGCGGUCGCGAUGAAAUCACAUCUGACGGCGAUAGCGAAAGCAAUACAAAUACCGAAGAAAGAAAAGACAAUGUUGAAACCGACGCGGUAUCUUCUUCCGCCUCUGAAAACUCCGUCGCGCUUGCGUCAAACAAACCACAAGUAAUCGUGAAUUUCAAUAAUGAAUCGAGAAUCAUUAGUACACCAGAAGAAUCAGAGGCCUCGAUAAUAAAAGAACUUCCCUCCAGUAAAGGUGAUGAGUUUCAUGCGAGCAGUGACAAAUUCUUUGGAAAACUAUCCCGUUUAGAAUUAAACAAUCCUCAGGGCGUCCCACGCGCCAACAAAUCCCCCAAACAUGUUUCUAAAAGGCUGGCAGAACAGGCCGAAGCGAGUGGAGAGGAGAAAAUCCAGAGCAUAAGCUAUGAUGCGUUUGCACGAUCGAUUAGCAAGAUAGGGCACGACGAUAUGCUAUGUAAAUCAGCUGUGGAUCAUGAUGCUGAUGCAAUAAACCAAGAUAGAGUUAUUGCAAGUCCGGGAAAACUGAGCGCAUUAAGAAAACAUUCCGCCAAUGCUCAUACGCCAUCUCUAACCAGCGAUAUCCUGAAAUCCAUAAACGAAGGAUCGGGAACGACAAAAGAAUUGGUAAAAAAUCAUGGCAUUCCAUCGGGUAAAAUGGACAGUUCUAUCAAAGAUGAAUCCAAGAAGAAAAUCCUUGAAAACUUGUUAGAUAUGAGAGAUGACAAUGCUGAAGCAGACUUUGAUGAAAAAUGCGUUAUGACCGAACUGCCUACAGUAGAAUCGUACAAAUCAUUAGGUAAAAAAGAUCCAGCGGUAAAUGUGUCAGUGAAAUCGCUUAAAAUGGAGCCUUAUCAUCUCAUAAAUACGGAAUCAAAUGAAGUGGAGACUAUAAUACCGUUUAUAGACACACCGAGGUCCGAGGAGAAGUCACCGUCGACCCAGAGAAAAGACGACGAGAAAUUCGAAGAUGACCUCCAAAAAAAACUUGAAGAACUGCAGUCUUCGAGACGAAAAUCGUACAAGGGUAGACAUUUCGAGCAAGUGCUUAGUGUAGACUCACACAUAGCCAAAUGCAGUUUGAACCAAUCAGAUUUAGUACCAGAAUGUAAACAGACUGGUUCUGUCGAUGACGCUGAUGAUACUAAAGAGUUGCUGGAUAUGUUGUCCAGUCUCACAGAUAAAACAAUGAAAGAGGAAAGACCUCAGCAUUCAUCUACAGAAUACCAAGUGACAAUCGACAAGAGGUCACCUAUCAUAGAACCAAUCAAAAAGUUUAGUUUCGCUCCAGAGCAAGUACAUUCUGACAAUGCAAAAGAAAACAAAAAGAGAUCUGGAAGUCACCAUAGUACAGAUGUAAUUAAAACUCUCAACUUCGACGAUGAAGAACCAAAUAAAACCAGUCCGAUGAAUAAAACUCCAUUCGUCGAAUCCGUUUACAUAAAAGAUUGCGACCACGCGCCGGCUCUCAGCGCGCUAAAAAAAAACUUCGACGAAGAAGAAACUCGGCGCAAAGACAGCAAGGCAAAAGUAAUCCCCAAUUUCGACGUUAGUGAUGGAAUCAAAGAACUAAUGGACGAUUUAGUGAAGCCAAUGGCUGAUGAUUUGCCCUUCGAGGCAGCGCCAGGCCCGCGCGUCCAUCAGUUGCCAUCCACUUGCAGCAACCAGGUGCAGACGAAUCUAGUGUCGUCAAGCCAAAUAGACUUGGAUGUAGAGAUGCAAUCGCCACUGAAAGAAAUAUUAGAACCGAAGCGACACACGCCAAAGAAGUCCCCAAUCAAAAGCAUAAUGAAGCAAUUGUCACCUAAACAUUCACCAAAACCCCAACACAUAGUAAUAGAUGAGCCUGAGCUAGCGGAACCCCUAAUAGACGAAGUUAUAAUUUUCGAUCAAAAUAACCCUUUGAACAACAUUCUAUUGCUUCCUGCUGAUCUUUCGGAUGCUCACAAAUAUGACCCCAAACCGACCAGCAAUAUACACACAGAUUCAGAAGAAAGGGGUCUCUCCAGCGCUUACAGCUCCAAAGUUGAAAUAGGCAGAGUAUCCAUUGAAUUCAACUUGGAAGUCAACUCGGAUAUGAGAUCAGGUGAUGGCUCGAGAAAGGUUUCUACAGUUAGUGAUAUGGGGUCAUGUGUCAAAGAAGUGAAAGAUAUGGAAGUGAACACUGUAGUAGCUAUGAAAGGGACGAAAGAACUCUUAGAUGACGACGCUUCGCUGAUCAUUGUUGAAGAUGACCUCUGCACCGGAGAUACCAGUCGAGACAGCCAAGUCACGCUCAAGAAUCAGGACAUCAAACAAGCUAUAACCCUAGUAGACCCGGAUCAGACGAAAGCAAGAAAACGCAGACACAAUCGCAGCAACACAGCAAACCUUAACACGCCUCCAAAGCCAGUGAAGAAGCUGCAAAAGCUUUCAUUCAGUCCUGAGUCAAAAUCUAUGCCUAAAAACUCAGACUUGAUCUUAGACAUCCUCCCCCCAAAAGAAACUGUAAAGAAAACAAGUCCAAAGAAACACAGUCCAAAGCAAGAUGCAAAAAGUGUUCCGAACUUAUCAACACAAGAAUCUAAGGUGAUUGAAGUGGAUAACUUCGACGAUGUGGUGACGGCAGUAGAGGUUUGCUCGUCCGACGGUGGGAAGCCAGUGAAAGACCAGGAAAUGCUGUCGAUAUCCUCGCGGGAGUGGGCUGAUGAGAGGUCCAGCUCGAGGAGUCUCGUCCAUAGUGAAUCGGGACUCAGUGUCGUGGACAAGAUUGAUAUGCUGCCGUUUAUGGGCACCUCCCUCUGCCGCUGGGAAUCCCUCGACCCGGCGCGCUGGUCGUUCCUGCUGCUGCACUCUCGCGUGCGGCUGAGCGUGGUGUUAGCGAGGAGGGGGCUGGCCGCCACGCCCGUCAGGGAUGAUGUGCCGGUCACUCAUGUUGCUUAUGAGGCUGUUAAACAGGAAAAACCCAACACAAUAACCUCGCUCGCCAUCCACUACGCGCUCCUCCGUCUCCGCGGCCACGGCCCAGCGCGCGCGGGGGCCGUCCCUGGGACGCUGCGGGACGCGGCCCGCGUGGCCCGACUCGCCGCCGACUGGGCGCGGGUCAUGCACGACGCGCAGUUGAGACUGGCGUUUAGUGUGCACGGGGAUAGUGUUGUUAUGAAGGUGGCGAACAUCCCUCUCCGCUCCGUCUGGGAAGUCUCCAUCGUCAUCUCCCCCUCCCCCUGCCUCGCCCCGCGCGCGUCCUCCGUCUCUGUCCGCCCCGUGGAGACCUCCGCGAGUGUGAGCGAGACGGAGGCGGCGCGCGCCGUGCACGGGGUGGCUGAGGACUGGGGGCAUGUGCCUAGGACUAUCUGGAAAAUAUUCAGAUAUUUGAAACACAAGAGAAACGAAGAGAACUUAUUCAUGGGUCUGUAAAAUUUUCCCUUUACUUACUCCAAUCUACAUUUAAAUUCAGGAUCAAUAAGAUCAUUGUUUAUAAUAUCGACUGUAACAAUUUAAUUAUGAAUGUAAAAGCGAAUUAAGUAUUAUGUAUUUUACAAUAUCACACGACAUAUCUCAGCAGUUUCACUACAAAAGUGGAACUAUAUGGCUCAGUAAGUAAGGCUGAAUUUCGCAUAAGGAAUUGUUAGGAUAGGUCUUGAUUUUAUGAAUCGGUUCGGCAUUAUAGGUCGAUCCUUAAAUCUCGAGUAUGUAAUUUAAAACAUAAGAGGUACAAAUGAUAUAGAAUGUAAUAUUUUUGAACAGUGUGUGCAUUUUCAUAAGGAUAUAUUUUGUAAUACAUAAGAUCUAGUUACGUUUUCUAAAAAUAUACACAUGCAUUGCGAACAAACUUUCUU